AUGAAACGGAAGAGACUUUUCUAUGUUAUGAAAUUCUAUUCAGAAUAUAGUACAACUCGACAUUUAUUAGGUACGGUGUAUUAUAUCCCACUGUUCAAGCGUUCAAGCGUUACAAGCAAUAAAGUGUAUGUUCUGCUGCAGCGCCAGCAGCACAGUAAUUCUGAACUUAUUGACGUGCGUGCAGAAUUGUCAGCUCAGGAUAUCGUCAUGGUAGAUGUUCCACGAAAUUUUCGUUUACUGGAAGAACUUGAAGAUGGACAGAAAGGCAAAGGUGAUGGCAAUAUAUCAUGGGGACUUGAAGAUGAUGAUGAUAUGACGUUAACACGUUGGACAGGGAUGAUUAUUGGCCCUCCAAGAACUCCAUUCGAAUCCAGAAUAUAUAAUUUACGCAUAGAAUGUGGUCAAAACUAUCCAAAAGAAGCACCAACUGUGCGGUUUACGACAAAAAUCAACUUGAACGGCGUGAAUCAAGUUAAUGGCAUGGUGGAUAGGCGAUGUGUGCCCGUUCUCCGUCAGUGGAAUAACACAUUUUAUAUCAAAACGAUUCUUGAAGAUAUACGAAAGACAAUGAUGACUGCAAAAGAGAAUAUGAAGUUACCACAGCCUCCAGAGGGUGCCACGUAUUAGGAUUUCGUUUUUUCGAAUUUUCUAUGAUUUCCAAAUUCAACAGCCCAACUUCUCAUAUUUAUUGUUAAUAUUUGAUCGUAAUUUAAUUUCAUCACAUGAGAUCAAUUUUUGACUUUUUUUCGCUUGGAAAGGAAUGGAAUCCAAUUGGUUGCAAUAUUCAAACUACUAAUAGCAUCGUUUUUGUUUUGUACAUUAUUAUUUCUGAUUUCACUAUAACUUCACCAAACUUCUAAUGUUUUUAUACGAAGUCUGAUGUUUGAAUAUUCCAACGAAUCUCUUCUGGAAUUCCUGGUUGUUUGUAUAAGUUAACCUACUGGAGGUAGCAUCUUCGCCACUUUCAUUUUAUUUGAAAAAGGUUUAAGAUAUAUUUAUCGAAUGUUAUAUCCGCGAUGUGCGGUUUGUAACUUAGAUCUAUGCAUGGGUAGAGUGUGCAUUUGCGUUUUGAUAGUCGAGGUUAGAUAUGGGUUUGUGUGUUUGUUGUCUUCGUCAAGUUUACGGAGUGCUGCUAUCUUCUGCUAUUUUCUUUUGCCCUUAUGCCAUCUCUACUUUUAAUUUUAAUUAUUUCAAAAGAACACUCUUGUUUGUCAUGUUAUAAUUAGGAUCUUGCGGAAUUUCAUGAGUACUAAAUUAAAGUAAUAUAUUUUCUAAUUAUGUUCGACAUUUAUGUUGACAAUGUUGUGUAGCAGAUUAAUUGUUUUUCGUGUGG
Molecule: messenger RNA, 1333 nt
Organism: Loa loa (African eye worm)
Lineage: Eukaryota; Metazoa; Nematoda; Chromadorea; Rhabditida; Onchocercidae
Exons: 5
Coding region: 1-627 (208 amino acids)
Biological process (GO): DNA damage tolerance; protein K63-linked ubiquitination
Cellular component (GO): nucleus
Source: RefSeq, a predicted model, not a curated record